AUAGUUAGUAUUUUGAUCGUGAAGGCGUAUAAUGACAAAUACCUUUUUCGGGGCCGGAAAUCCGCUGACCCGAUGACAAAGCUUCUGGAUUACUAAGACUGCUGAUUGGCUGUCGUUGGAUGACCGUUGAAGUUUGAGGUCGGGCCAAUUACGUAGGGGACUCCGUGCAUCGUGCUACACCUUCUGCUACUUAAUCUGAACCACCCCAUCUGAUUCUUCCAUCUUCUGUCUACGAUUGUUUCGGAUAAUCCGUCAAAAUUUCAUUCUUACGAUACCAUUAUCCUAGGUUGUCGCUGUUGACGGCCCCUCAUUUAUAUAGCGCAAUCAGACUCAAUCACAGCACAAUGGCCUCUGCAACGACUUUCUACGACUUUUCUCCCCCAGACAAAAAGGGGAAUCCCUACCCCCUCACCAACUUCAAAGGCAAAGUCGUCCUCGUCGUCAACACAGCCUCUAAAUGCGGCUUCACCCCUCAAUUCGCCGGUCUCGAAAAAUUAUACAAAUCGAUUGAAGCCAAACAUCCCGGCGCAUUCACCAUUUUGGGUUUCCCCUGCAACCAAUUCGGAAACCAGGACCCUGGAAGCAACGACGAUAUUCAGAGCUUUUGCCAGGUUAAUUACGGCGUGACGUUCCCCGUGUUGGGCAAGAUUGAUGUGAAUGGAAGUAAAGCCGAGCCGGUUUUUGAAUGGAUCAAGGCUCAGAAACCAGGACUGUUCGGUGUCAAGAGGGUAUUGUGGAACUUUGAAAAGGCGUUGAUUAAUUCCAAGGGGGAGGUUGUUGGAAGAUGGAGGAGUAUUACGAAGCCGGAGAGCUUGGAGGCGACGAUUGUGAAAGAGAUCGAGAAUGCGCAGAAGAGUGGUGAUAUUCCUGCUCCUGCUCCAACGGCAACGGAAACCGCUGCUGCUCCUGCGCAAGCUGAGACUGAAGCCAAGGAAGCUUGAUUUAUUGAUUCCUGUUGGUUUGCCCUCCACUGUUACGUUGUGUCCCUUUCUUGAUACCAGAUUGCAGUACGCUAUGUCUUUGAGAUUGAUGUUACCAUUAAUAUGAAUGAAUAGUCUUAGCCACCCAGUAACCUUUUUAUCCAUUUA
Talaromyces stipitatus ATCC 10500 is the source of this 1088-nucleotide messenger RNA. Its product is annotated as glutathione peroxidase Hyr1, putative. Bases 345 to 941 code for a protein of 198 amino acids. Gene Ontology annotation, molecular function: glutathione peroxidase activity. The record is from RefSeq and is a predicted model, not a curated record. Gene Ontology annotation, biological process: response to oxidative stress. Lineage: Eukaryota; Fungi; Ascomycota; Eurotiomycetes; Eurotiales; Trichocomaceae. The transcript has 3 exons.